UUCACUGCGACCUGUCAUCUCAUGCCGGCUGGCCCUGUGCCUGUUCAAGGAAAGGUUGUGCAUCUGUAGCUAAAAAAAAAACAGUAGCAUAUAAUAUCCUGCUGUUGCAAUUGAGGUUUCAAUUGAGGUUUCCUGUUAUUUGUUGUCAUAGCGACGAAAGCAUUCGUAAUACGGAGAUACAACGAGACCUGAAAUGAACCGAGGACAACUCAAACUAAAGAAACUCCAAUGCAAACACAUUCCAGCGCACAGAUGAAAUGUUGACAGAAUUAUCAAUUACCUGAACAGUCCGUUUCAAAGACCGGGAAUCAGUUUCACCACCAGUGGGCUAUCACGUUUCGUUGACAAAAAUCAUUUCGUUGCUCGAAUAGUUUUUUCAAAUGCUGAUCUACUCCGGAAAUGGCAUUAAGCGUGUGUGACCUCUCCAGGCGUAAGUAUAAAAAAACAAAACGCGAAAGCUUUCAUGCAUUUGAAUUCCCUUCGCUUUCACAUAAUUCCACAAAGACGAUUCGUUUUUUUUAGGGGUGUGGUUUACCUGCCUUCAGGUGAGCGUAAACCUGGGACGCAACGUCAAUCAAACAGGUUCCCCAACCCGAGCUGUUCUUGCUUGCUGGCAAAGCAUGACGACACCUGCUCUAUUCUCCGUAUCGGUUCACUGUAACUUUUAAAACCUUCCUUUUUUUUUAAAGAAGCGCUUCAUGAUUUCUUUUAUUUAACAAAUAGAUUAGAUAUUAUCGAUAGUGGAACCGUGAACGGCGCUCUAAAACACAGUCCGCGCGUUCAAUGAAACCUUUACCGGAGCAAUGGGGCGAACGUCCGAAGAAGACCGCUGAACCGUCCCUGGGUGAGAUGAACGGCGGAGAACAGAAAGCGGCACCUAGAAACCACUCCGAAGAGAAAACAACAACCCCUGGAGAGAAUGAGCCGCCGGCCCAGCUGAACGGGCGGACGCUGUCCCGCGACGUCGUCGACCCCGCCUCCCAGCCGCCUUUCGACUCCCGCCCCCCGUCCCCGACCUUCACCCCGAGCCCCCACCCGCCCCGGGAGCAAUGGGGGGGCAAGUACGAGUUCCUGCUCUCCUGCAUCGGGUACUGCGUCGGCCUGGGCAACGUGUGGAGGUUCCCUUACCUGUGCUACCGCAACGGAGGAGGAGUCUUCCUCAUCCCGUACUUCAUCAUGCUCUUCUUCACGGGCGUGCCCCUCUUCCUCAUGGAGCUGAGCCUGGGGCAGUACGGGGCCGCGGGGCCCAUCACUGUCUGGAAGUGUUGCCCUCUGCUCAAAGGUAUAGGGAUCGGGAUGCUGUGCGUCUCCACCCUGGUCUGCCUCUACUACAACGUCAUCAUCGCCUGGACCUUCUACUACCUGGGCAGCUCCUUCCAGAGCCCCCUGCCUUGGUCCUGUGAGGCCGAGGCCAACUUCAAGCUCUGUGGGCAAAACAACACAGUAAACGGGUCUAGCCACAGGACUCUGAGCCCCACAGAGGUGUUCUGGAACGAGCGUGUCCUGGGCGUGGUGAACAGUGAGGGCCUGCAUGACCCGGGCCCCGUGCGGUGGCCCCUGGCUAUCUGCCUGCUGGCCGCCUGGAUCAUCAUCUUCCUCUGCAUGCUGAAGGGCAUCCGCAGCUCCGGCAAGGUGGUGUACGUCACAGCCACGUUCCCCUAUUUCGUGCUGGUGGUGCUGAUCAUCCGAGGGGCCACGCUGGAGGGGUCCCUGCAGGGCGUGGCCUUCUACCUCACCCCUGACUGGAAACGCCUGGCCAGUGCACAGGUGUGGAACGAUGCUGCCUCACAGAUAUUCUACUCUUUGGGAAUCGGAGUUGGGGGCCUGCUCUCCAUGGCUUCCUACAACAAGUUUGACAACAACGUCAUCAGGGACACGAUCGUCAUCACCGUCGGCAACUGCUGCACCAGUUUCUUCGCCGGCUUCGCCAUAUUCUCCGUCCUGGGUCACAUGGCCUGGAGGAAGAACGUGCCGGUGGGGGAGGUGGCCGACACAGGUCCAGGCCUGGCGUUCGUGGCUUAUCCUGAGGCCCUUGCCCUCCUGCCGGGCUCGGUGUUCUGGUCCAUCCUCUUCUUCCUCAUGAUGUUCAUGCUGGGCGUGGACACGCUGUUUGGUAACAUGGAGGGCAUCACCACGGCGGUGCUGGAUGAGUUUCCCCAGCUCAGGAGGAACAUGAAGGCCAAGUCCCUCUUCCUGGGAGCGCUCUGCUUCGGCUUCUACCUGAUGGGCCUGCUGCUCAUCACCGACGGAGGAAUCUACUGGUUCACCCUGAUCGACUCGUUCAGCACCAGCUUUGGCCUCAUCAUCAUCACGCUCUUCAUGUGCCUGGGGAUCUCCUUCUUCUACGGUAUAAACCAAUUCUGUCAAGACAUCAUUGACAUGAUCUGCCGUUGUCCACCCUGGUGUACCAAAGUCCUGCUCUACUUCAAAGCAUGCUGGGUAUUCUGCACCCCCUGCCUCUUAUUGUUCAUCCUGACGUACAUCUUCAUUGAGAUGUACAACACCUCGCUGCAUUAUGGGUCGUACGUCUUCCCGCGCUGGGGCAAAGCGCUGGGCGUGUGCAUGGGUGCCACCUGCUGUCUGCAGAUCCCCAUCUGGGCCAUCGUCGCCAUCGCCAAGGAGUCGGGCACGCUCAGAGACCGUUUCAGAAAGGCCAUUCGACCUUUGAACUCCUGGCGAGUCAACAACCUGAACAGUCAGGCUGGCGGCGCUGAGCGGGUGGAGCCGGAGAGGGUAGAGGCGCCCUUCACCGUCAACCUCACGGACAUGGACUUCACCUCCAUGUCGUGGGAGAGCUCAAGCCAGGCGUGAGCCCCACUGGAACACUGCCCCCAGUGGCGGGAGGUCAGACGUGCAGGGGGCGGGGGGAAAAAAAUGGAACCUGGAGUGUACGAACGGCCGAGUUCCUACCUCACAAUCUCGUCCAUUUCUUGAAGACUCUUCCGUAAUGCUGAAGAUAUUAUGCAUUUUAAUCAUGUCGUCUUUACGGUGGAUUCCCACGGUGACCAGGUUCUGGUUCAUCUGGGGGAUCUCCUGUCCAUUUAAGUGUUUAAACGUCUGGCUGGUUACAGGCAGCUUACGAUUUCAGCCGGCCUAAAAAGUAAAGCGGACUCUUGUGGUUUCAACAACAUGUGGUCUCAUUGGCCGGACUAUGGUACCGGCUCCAGCAAACGUCCAAUAGGAAUAGGAAACAAAAGUCCAACAGGAAAGGAAACAUCCAAUAGGAAGGAAGGACCCGUGAGGCCCCUCCCUCAGAUGACCAGUGGGUGGAGAUGGAGGUUGUGUGUGAGCAUUGGGGAUUCUUCUCUGAACCCUGACCUUUUUAAUCUCUUGCAACCUGUUUAUUUACCUGAGACCUGUUCACUUACCUGGGACCUGCAAACUUACCUGCGACCUGUUUACUUACCUGAGACCUGCUCACUUACCUGGGACCUGCUUACUCACCUGCGACCUGUUUACUCACCUCCAACCUGUUUACUUACCUGAAACCUGCUUACUUACCUGGGACCUGCUUACUCACCUCCAACCUGUUUACUUACCUGGGACCUGUUUACUCACCUCCAAACUGUUUACUUACCUGAAACCUGCUUACUUACCUGGGACCUGCUUACUCACCUCCAACCUGCUUACUUACCUGUGACCUGUUUACUCACCCGCAACCUGUCUGCCGUCAUGCCAACAGGUAAGGUCCCACACGCUAUAAAAUGGAGUAGAAGGGGAAGACCUGCUCCUCUGCUCCACAACUGAAAAAGCUCUAAUAACACAGAGCGAAACUGUGGCUGGAAAUGAACGCCGUUUUAGUGUGUGUGGGAAGACCACGAUCUGGGUCCCAUUCAGUCACAGUUUAUUCUUUACAUUUGAACCAUUUUAAAAGUGCUCUUAUCCACAAACUAUAUUUCCAUUUUUAUGGAAAGCAUUGGUUUCUUUUCUGGACAGGUUUGUGAGUCAGUGGUGUUGCUACUAAACUCUUUCAAUGCCUAGCAGCUGAAUCGCUUCCUUAAUUCUGAUUGGCCGCACAAUCCCUUGCAUUCUCUGCUCACUACUGCGAAUGAGAACUGGGUUCUCUUGUGACCUACCUGGCUAAUUAGAGCUAAAUUGAUAUCAGAUAUUCUGAAUUGAGGGCUGUUUAGCUGCAGUGAAGCAUAGCUGCCUAUAGGGGGCGAGAGAGAGUGCACAGGAGGGACGGAGCGAGUUUUAAAAGGAAUAGGAAGAGGAAGAUAUCUUGAAUUCACAAAUAGACACAAGGCACAGGCACAUUCCUGGUGCUAGAGAUCUUGGUUUGAGAAGGAGGUUCCCAAACCGUCCACACCUCCCCCCAGUCCCUAAUACCGUCCCUAACACAGUCCCUAACACCGAAGCCUUCUCAUGACUGACUGUUACACCCGGUUGUUAUUUUCACAGUGAAAUAACACUCAUACAGCAGGAUUAUGGACUUCUGCAGGGUUCCUGUGGCAAACUCAAACUUAAGCUGAGACUCUUGCCCUGGAAAAACACACAGGUUGUAUAUAUUGUAGGGUAGGAAUCUAACAUUGCCUUAGUAGCAACACUGAGUUAUAUAUAUUCUAGCUAGUGUUCCAAAGCUGCUUACUUUUUCAAUGUCAUAAAUUUGGCAUUUUGAAUAGUGAUAGAGUAAAAAAAGAUUUUUUUUAAAUGACAUAAUUAUGAAACAAUUCUAAAUAUUGAUGAGGGGUAAUACCGCAUGCUGGUUUUUACCGUGUGAAGCUGUGUAUGAAGGGUGUUGUAUGCUGAGUGUCCCCUAAAAAAACCUAAAUAAGACAGUCAAAUUAACCCUGUGGGUAUCGCCUGUGCAGCAUUAGAGUGUGUGUGUGUGUGAGACUGUGUGUGUGCGUGAGACUGUGUGUGUGUGUGUGUGUGUGUGCGCGUGAGACUGUGUGUGUGUGUAUGCAUGUGUACACUUAUACUUUGUUUAGCACAAAGGGGGAAAUUUACCAUGUAAUUAUGCUAUCGUAAAGGAAGUGUGCAAACCUUUAUGUAAAAUAUCCUGUCUGCGGUUUCAUUUCUGUAAGCAUUACCUUUCAUUUUUAAAAAAUAUAAACUUGUGUAACAAAUCUAAAUGAUAUAUUUUGAUAGCAAUAAUUGCAUGGCAUGUCCUACAAAUGAUUGAUAAGUUAUGUAAUUUUAUAAUUUGUAUGUUUAAUUUAUAAUGCGUAUAAUGUAUCAAGUGCCCAGCUUCCAGGAGGAAUGGGACGGGGAACGUAAUAUGCAGGUCUUAUUUGUCUCAAGCAUUCAAGUUUCUUUUUACUUUGUUUCUGGAGAAUAUAGAGCUGUCUUUCUUAUUUGCUCGGAAAUCCACGAGUACUCUCUGCGGUAGGGGAUAGGGUUCCGGUGAGAAGUGGGGGGGGGGGGGGGCUGUCAGAAAUCACACAUUUUAUUUUUAUAUUCAUUCUAUGAACUGGGAAUAUCUCCAGAUGCAGACGUGCUUUUGCGUCCUCUUCAGCCUGACCCGAUGUCACAGUAAGUGUGACAUUAAUAAGUGUGGCCCUCUUUGCUUGUGUGUCUGGCUGCAGUGAGCUGGGUUUCUGUGCGUUUCGCCACUUCAGUGACACAUUUGACCCUUCAGGGCGUGAGGUCACAAAUAUGCGAUCAGAAUGUUCUUGGAUGAACAUUCUAAUGCUGAUGUCACAAUCACUACUGGCAACUGAAUGUAACUGUGUUCUCGAACACUGACUAAGAAUUUAAAUAUAAAAAAAAAAAAAACUAAAAAAACAUUCCAAAGAAGCUACUCAUCAAAGUUAAGCCUCUUAUUGGCUAACGAGUUCGCACACCUUGUUUUUUUUGAGCCCUUAACUGGCUGCUGAUUGGAAGUCAACCAUGAAAACCCGCAGACACUGCAGCUCUCCAGGACUAGCCUGACAUCCAUUAUCUUGGAAAUGUUCUGUAAAUGUACGCAAUAAAAAAAACUGUACUGUA
This is a messenger RNA of Anguilla rostrata (American eel), 5931 nucleotides long. It is a transcript of the gene slc6a7, whose product is annotated as solute carrier family 6 member 7. NCBI's taxonomy places the organism in Eukaryota, Metazoa, Chordata, Actinopteri, Anguilliformes, Anguillidae. Gene Ontology annotation, biological process: sodium ion transmembrane transport. The transcript has 15 exons. Gene Ontology annotation, cellular component: plasma membrane. The coding region runs from base 784 to 2811 and encodes 675 amino acids. The record is from RefSeq and is a predicted model, not a curated record. Gene Ontology annotation, molecular function: L-proline transmembrane transporter activity.